AUGAACAUCUCAUCGCAUUCAUCUGCUUCUGGGCCUGUCUUCAUGGAAAUCUUCAAAGCCGCCUUCACAUGGCCAUAUAUUGGCACUCAAGCCCUUGCGGGCAUCAUCGCCAUAAUUGUGUGGAGAAAGUACUUUUAUACCAUCAGUGACGUCCCAGGUCCUUUUUUUGCUUCCUUCACCCGGUUGUGGCACCUUGUACAGGUACACGAGGGAGACCAGAAUCUACAGAUGAUCGAGCUUCACGACAAGCAUGGUCAUUUUGUCCGAAUAUCUUACGAUGAAAAAUUGAUCGUGAUCAAGGGCUACUGGUAUAAGGGAACAACAAUUCCUGACUACAGAUACAUCGCACCUAUGUCCGUUUGCGACCCGAAAGCCAAAAUCGCCCUCUCCAAGGCCCUGUCUCCCGGAUAUAGUCAAAGCAACGUGCUUCAAUAUGAACCGUAUAUCACCAGGACCAUUGCUCAUUUUCUUGAUUGGAUGGAUAAAUACGCCCAGAAUAGAGCCCCUAUGAACCUGAACGACUUCUUCGCCUAUGCAACAUUCGAUGUCAUUGGCGAGGUUGUAUUCGCUAGGCCCUUCGGAUUUCUAGAUAUAGGAGCUGACAUAGGCAACUCCAUCGCAAAUUCGGAGGUGUUGAGCUACUUUGCAGCCGUCGCCAGCUUCUACCCUAACUUGCGCAAUGUAUUGCUCUCGAAUCCGUUCAUGACUUGGCUUGGAAUUUUACCAAUGGGUCAUGUUUUCAACACCACCAUGACUGCUGUCAAGGAACGUGAGAAGAAUGCAGACAGCGAAACCCAAUUUGUCAUCGUGGAUCAUUGGCUGAGAGCCCUGAGACAGCAGCCUGAGCGUUUGCGGCCUCGCAACGUUUAUGCUCAGGCUACGAACAAUGUCGGUGCAGGCGCGGAUACGGUCAACUGUGGUCUGCAGUCAUUCUUCUACCAUUUAUUGCGCAACCCAGAAACCCUGGCAAAGGCUAAGAAAGAAGUUGACGACGCCGUGAAAGACGGAAGAUGCACCUCAAAAGUGGUGUCAUUCUCGGAUGCACAGCAGCUGCAUUAUGUUCAAGCUUGCAUCAAAGAAGCACUCAGAUUCUUUACACCGGUAUCUAUGGGUCUUCCACGCCGUGUUCCAGUUGGCGGUAUGAGUAUUGGCGAUCGCACCUUUUCUGCGGGUACAAUACUAUCCGUCAAUCCGUGGGUCAUUCACCGUUCCACUGAACUAUGGGGAUCAGACGCCCGACGCUUCAACCCGGAGCGUUGGUUCAGGGACGACGCGGCAGAGUUGGAAAAGAAGUACUUCAUUCCUAAGCACGGCGGCAAAGUACCAAAAACAGUGCCGCAAGAUGCCUCGUUGAUUGUGCCGUGCGACGAUAUGUGA
This is a messenger RNA of Diaporthe amygdali, 1377 nucleotides long. Its product is annotated as cytochrome P450. The transcript is spliced from 5 exons. NCBI's taxonomy places the organism in Eukaryota, Fungi, Ascomycota, Sordariomycetes, Diaporthales, Diaporthaceae. Bases 1 to 1377 code for a protein of 458 amino acids. The record is from RefSeq and is a predicted model, not a curated record. Gene Ontology annotation, molecular function: iron ion binding; oxidoreductase activity, acting on paired donors, with incorporation or reduction of molecular oxygen; heme binding.